AUUGGAAGAAUGGAACUAGCACAGCAUGUUCGUUUCGUAAUUGCUGACGCUCUUGCUUACCGUAAUUUUGCUGCGAUAAAAUUCAUAGCUGAAGAUGCAGCCUCUCAUCUGGACAAAUACUCAUAUUUCAGCGGUCUCGAGCAGAUGGUCUAUCCGGUUCGUUUUCUCUAA
Molecule: messenger RNA, 171 nt
Organism: Strongylus vulgaris
Lineage: Eukaryota; Metazoa; Nematoda; Chromadorea; Rhabditida; Strongylidae
Source: the annotation of a GenBank genome assembly